CCUCGCGGCUUCGCGAAAGCGGCCAAGCCGAAGAGCCUCCGGGAUAUCAAGGCCGCCGACGAGGCCGCCCCCAUUUUCCAGUACGUGGGAGACCGAGCCAAGAGGAAGGACCGGGUCUUCGUGUGCGGCUUCACCUACUCGGGGGCUCUGGGCAUCCCUUCCUUCGUCGUCCCGGAUGCAGGGAAGAGGCGAAGGCGGAUCCAGCCCACGCCCUACCGCCUGGAGGUGGAGGAGAAGAUUUCUUCUGCUGCCUGUGGCUAUGGGUUUACACUUCUGUCCUCCAAAACAAUGGAUAUUAACAAGAUCUGGGGAAUGGGGCUGAAUAAAGAUUCUCAGAUUGGAUUUCAUAGGAGCAAGGGAGAUCGAUCUAAAGGCUAUGAAUAUGUCUUGGAGCCAAGCCCUGUUCCCUUGCCAUUGGCCAAGCCACAGCAGAGCAGAGUUUUGCAAGUGUCCUGCGGGAGAGCGCAUUCCUUGGUGCUAACAGAUGCAGAAGGAGUCUUUAGCAUGGGCAACAAUGCUUAUGGCCAGUGUGGCCGAAAAGUAAUUGAAGGUGAAAUAUACAGCGAGAGCCAGAUCAUUAACAGACUGCAAGGUUUUGAAGAUAGAGUGGUCCAAGUUGCCUGUGGGCAGGACCAUAGCCUCUUCAGGACUGAGAAAGGAGAUGUCUAUUCUUGUGGUUGGGGAGCUGAUGGCCAGACAGGCCUAGGCCAUUACAACAUAGUUAGUGUUCCCACAAAACUGGGUGGAGACAUUGCUGGUGUCCGCAUUACACAGGUCACAACCUAUGGAGAUUCUUGCCUUGCUGUGUCUGAGACUGGUGAGCUCUUUGGCUGGGGAAACUCGGAAUAUCUACAGCUAGCUUCUGUUACUGAGACAACCCAGGUCAAUGUGCCCAGACAUCUGCCCUUCAAUAUUGGGAGAGUGAAGGAAGCUUCCUGUGGUGGAACUGGCAAUGCCAUCUUAACUGAGGAAGGCCAUGUUUUUGUGUGGGGCUAUGGAAUUCUUGGGAAAGGACCAAAUCUUAUGGAAACAGCCACUCCUGAGAUGAUCCCACCUUCCCUUUUUGGCUUGUCAGACUUCAACCCUGACAUCUUUGUGGCCCACAUCCAUUGUGGAUUAAACCAGUUUGCAGCAAUCAACAAUCGCGGAGAACUCUUUAUAUGGGGCAAAAAUGUGCGAGGGUGUUUGGGAAUUGGCAGAAUGGAAGACCAGUACUUUCCCUGGAGGGUGACAGUGCCAGGUGAGGUGGUGGAUGUGGCCUGUGGUGUUGAUCACAUGGUCAUUUUGGUUAAAUCCUUUGUUUAGCAGUGUUCCUGCAUACUCAUGCCUGUCCAAAUGAGUGGGGAGCCAGAUCGUACGAGGCUCUGCUGGGGCACUGGCGCUGGCCUGUUUCCCUGACUGAAGCCAGGAGGACCUUCGUGAGCCAAUUCGGAGAGACUUAAGUGUGCAGCAACAGUAGCCCAAGGAGCAGCUGAAGAAAGUGCAAGCGUGGCAGUGGGACAUUUAUUGCUAACGCCAACUGUCCUGGGUUCUUUCCAAACAAAGCACUCCUGUUUUCUCGGGUAGUGUUAGCGUGUUGCUGCUGUGAGGUCCUGAAACAGCACCAGACAAAAGAAUUAGGUCUGUUCAAUAGUGAAGGAGGAUGUGCUGCACUGCAGGAUGACCUGACACUUCCAACAGCUUUGGGAGGUACUUGUGGACCCUCAGUCUAUUUUUUUUAAUGAACUGAGUCUUACAAGAUCACCGAGAAUCUCGUAAGAUUUCAGCAUAAUCAUGUGAGGUCAUGUGAGAUCUUAUGAGUCAGAUUUGGUGAUCCCAAAAUUUAUGAAAUUUAUGCCAUUGUUUAACUAAUAAAAUUAUGUAUCUAAUGCCAAAAAUAUUGCUGAUCCAACA
Python bivittatus (Burmese python) is the source of this 1893-nucleotide messenger RNA. It is a transcript of the gene RCC1L, whose product is annotated as RCC1 like. Lineage: Eukaryota; Metazoa; Chordata; Lepidosauria; Squamata; Pythonidae. Gene Ontology annotation, biological process: positive regulation of mitochondrial translation. Gene Ontology annotation, cellular component: mitochondrial inner membrane. The record is from RefSeq and is a predicted model, not a curated record. Gene Ontology annotation, molecular function: guanyl-nucleotide exchange factor activity; rRNA binding.